AUGUCGCUGUUGCCAGAUGAGAUUCUGGCUCAGAUUCUUUCUCGGUUGCCUGUUAAGACUCUUCUCCGUUUUAGAUGCGUAUCUAAAUCCUGGUGUAUCCUAAUCAGAAGUUCCCAUUUCGUAAAAUUGCAUCUGAACCGAGCAGUUCAAACCAGGAUCAACCUCCGUCUUUUUCUGUGGACAAACAAUCUUUAUCAUGCGGAUUUUGAUUCUCUCAACGAAGGUGUUCUUCAACGUGUGGCGGUCGAUUACAUUCCGUCGAAAUGUCCUUUGAUGGCUUUGAUUAUGAAAUUGCGCUAUGCUGAUUAUGUUUGUGGAAUUACGUUUUGUGGGUCCUGUGAUGGAUUACUCUGCGUCUUUACUUGUCGAUUCGGUUACGAUAGCACUAAUGAUGAUUAUAAGGUUGUGAGACUUGUGUUUCCUCUAAUAGAUGCUCAUUUUAAAAGAUACAUUACAUCUUAUGAAGUGAAGGUUUAUAGUUUCAAAUCAAAUUCGUGGCAUAGGUCUGAAACGUCUCCUGACCAUCCGAAGUUGGAGAGCAUUGGAGAUUCAAUAGUUUGUGGAGCAAUGCACUGGAUCUCGGAUGUGGAAUUGAAUUCAGAAAGGAAAAGUUCGAUUGUUGCCUUUGAUCUCGGGACUGAGAAAUAUCGAAUAAUUCCACAUCCAGAGUACAUUGGUCCUCAUUUCGGUUUAAAGUUGGACAACUUAGGUGGAUGCCUUUCGCUAAGUUGUCAUUACGAGUCAUCGUUUGUGGAUGUAUUUUUGCUUAAGGAAUAUGGUGGGAAAAAUGAAUAUUGA
Molecule: messenger RNA, 798 nt
Organism: Impatiens glandulifera
Lineage: Eukaryota; Viridiplantae; Streptophyta; Magnoliopsida; Ericales; Balsaminaceae
Product: F-box protein CPR1-like
Exons: 2
Coding region: 1-798 (265 amino acids)
Molecular function (GO): protein binding
Source: RefSeq, a predicted model, not a curated record